Closterium sp. NIES-65 is the source of this 1284-nucleotide messenger RNA. The record is from the annotation of a GenBank genome assembly. NCBI's taxonomy places the organism in Eukaryota, Viridiplantae, Streptophyta, Zygnematophyceae, Desmidiales, Closteriaceae.
AUGUGCUGCCCGUUGCCGCCCGUUUCUGCCCGUGCGUGUGCUGCCCGUUGCCGCCUGUUGCUGCCCGUGCCUACGCUGCACGUUGCCGCCCGUUGCUGCCCGUGCCUGUGCUGCCCGUUGCCGCCCGUUGCUGCCCGUGCCUGUGCUACCUAUUGCUGCCUGUGCCUGUGCUGCCUGUUGCCGCCCAUUGCUGCCCGUGCCUGUGCUGCCUGUCGCUGCCCGUGCCUGUGCUGCCUGUUGCCGCCCGUUGCUGCCUGUGCCUGUGCUGCCCGUUGCCGCUUGUUGCUGCCCGUGCAUGUGCUGCCUGUUGCUGCCUGUUGCUGCCCGUGCCUGUGCUGCCCGUUGCCGCCCGUUGCUGCCAGUGCCUGUGCUGCCUGUUGCUGCCUGUGCCUGUGCUGCCUGCUGCUGCCUGUGCCUGUGCUGCCUGUUGCCGCCCGUUGCUGCCCGUGCCUAUGCUGCCCGUUGCUGCUUGUUGCCUCCCGUGCCUGUGCUGCCCGUUGCUGCCUGUUGCUGCCCGUGCCUGUGCUGCCUGUUGCCGCCCGUUGCUGCCCGUGCCUGUGCUGCCUGUCGCUGUCCGUGCCUGUGCUGCCUGUUGCCGCCCGUUGCUGCCUGUGCCUGUGCUGCCCGCUGCUGCCUGCUGCUGCCCGAGCUUGUGCUGCCCGUUGCCGCCCGUUGCUGCCCGUGCCUGUGCUGCCCAUUGCCGCCCGUUGCUGCCCAUGCCUGUGCUGCCUGUCGCUGCCCGUGCCUGUGCUGCCUGUUGCCGCCCGUUGCUGCCUGUGCCUGUGCUGCCCGUUGCCGCCUGUUGCUGCCCGUGCCUGUGCUGCCUGUUGCUGCCUGUUGAUGCCCGUGCCUGUGCUGCCCGUUGCCGCCCGUUGCUGCCAGUGCCUGUGCUGCCUGUUCCUGCGUGUGCCUGUGCUGCCUAUUGCUGCCUGUGCCUGUGCUGCCUGUUGCCGCCCGUUGCUGCCCGUGCCUGUGCUGCCCGUUGCUGCCUGUUGCUUCCCGUGCCUGUGCUGCCCGUUGCUGCCUGUUGCUGCCCGUGCCUGUGCUGACUGUUGCCGCCCGUUGCUGCGCGUGCCUUUGCUGCCUGUCGCUGCCCGUGCCUGUGCUGCCUGUUGCCGCCCGUUGCUGCCUGUGCCUGUGCUGCCCGCUGCUGCCUGGUGCUGCCCGAGCCUGUGCUGCCCGUUGCCGCCCGUUGCUGCCCGUGCCUGUGCUGCCCGUUGCCGCCCGUUGCUGCCCGUGCCUGUGCUGCCCGUUGCCGCCCGUUGCUGCCCGUGCCUAACCUAA